Molecule: messenger RNA, 1950 nt
Organism: Hyaloscypha bicolor E
Lineage: Eukaryota; Fungi; Ascomycota; Leotiomycetes; Helotiales; Hyaloscyphaceae
Product: MFS transporter-like protein
Exons: 1
Coding region: 117-1640 (507 amino acids)
Biological process (GO): transmembrane transport
Molecular function (GO): transmembrane transporter activity
Source: RefSeq, a predicted model, not a curated record
CUUCAACCCAAUCUUCUUGAAUAUGUACUAUCAGCAUGCCAACAUACUGCGUAUACGUCUGUAAUUUAUAUGACAUGUUGCUUCACCAAGAUCAUUGAUGUUUACCAGUAUAAACAAUGGGUCGACUGCGGAGCUUUUUGUCGGGAGAGCGGAUUAACGCCACCACACCUCCACCCUACCUCCUUCAUGUGCGGUCCUCCAGGCUGUUCAUCUUAACGACAAUAUGCAUAGCUGUAGCCACCGACACAUUUCUCUACGGCAUGAUCGUUCCUGUCAUUCCAUUCGCUCUGUCAUCCCGAGCUGGCGUUGCCCCAUCAUCGGUUCAGAGCUAUACUAGUAUUCUCCUUGCAGUGUACGGAGCAGCUCUCCUUGUUUGCGCCCCAUUCGCUGGAUUCUAUGCCGAUAGGUCUUCCAGCAGGAGGCUGCCUCUUCUCGGGGGCCUAUUGGCCCUAGCUGGUGCGACGUUAAUGUUGUGUCUCGCACGAACCGUUUCACUGCUUGUGGUUGGAAGAUUGCUUCAAGGCGCAUCGGCUGCCGUUGUUUGGACGGUGGGGCUCGCAUUGUUGGUCGACACCGUGGGACAAGCAGAGAUUGGGACGGUCUUGGGGUGGACCAGCAUCAGCAUGUCAGUAAGCAUUCUAAGUGCUCCAUUGCUCGGUGGCGUGGUCUAUCAGAAAGCAGGAUAUUAUCCUGUGUACUAUAUGGCCUUUGGGCUCAUCGCCCUGGACAUAUUACUCCGGCUUCUUCUGGUUGAAAAGAAAAUAGCCCGUCAAUGGCUGCCCGAAGAAUUUCCCGAGUUAUCAACUCCGGAGCCAGGAUCCGAUCCCGAGAAGACGGCAGUGGAGAAUCCUAGGGAAGUGGCUCCCGAAGCUCUCAACUCCCUUGCGCCAACAUCGGAACAACCUCCGCUUGCGAGACCACUUAGUAAAUACCCUCCAGUUUUCACUCUCCUCAAAUCACGCCGUCUUCUCGCGGCACUUUGGGGCUGCAUCGUUCAGAUGACAUGCAUGACGGCUUUCGAUGGAGUGAUUCCGCUCUUUGUCAAAGAAACAUUCCACUGGAAUUCCACAGGAGCUGGUCUGAUUUUCCUCGCUGUUAUCAUCCCAACAUUUGCCUCGCCCGUGGUGGGUUGGGCUUCAGACAAAUACGGACCACGGUGGUUGACAGUUGCCGGCUUCACUCUAGCAAUUCCAUUCUGGGUGCUGCUUCGUUUUGUCACACACGACAGCCAGGGCCAGAAAGUUCUGUUUUGCGCACUGCUAUCCUUGAUAGGAGUCGCUCUUACCCUGGCAAUGCCUCCCUUGAUGGCGGAAAUAACUUAUGUUGUGGAAGCCAAAGAGAGGGAAAGUCCAGGAAGGUUUGGGAAGACUGGAGCCUACGCCCAAGCAUAUGGGUUGUUCGUUACUGCUCUUGCCGCCGGGACACUCAUCGGGCCUGUUUGGGCGGGUUACGUCCGAACAGAUGCUGGCUGGGGAACGAUGUCAUGGUCGUUAGGCCUCUUCGGAUUUUCCGCUGCUGUUCCGUGUUUAAUAUGGACAGGAGGGCUGAUAACUGAAUUCAACGCAAAGACUGGCGAGGAGAGAGCCGCCGGAAGACCGAGCGAAUGGGAAAGGGCGGGAAGAGGCGAGAAGGCUGUUUGACGUCUAGUGCACUGCGUUGCAGGAGUUUUGGAAAUCUACAUCCAAAUCGCCAAUUAGUGGGCGUUCUAUCGUUACUCACCUAGCGGUAGAAAUAAAAGCGACACUAAAUGUAAGAUUGCCAUCUUGUGGGACAUUUCAACUUCAGCUCCCCAACUUUCCCAAUUUCCCUCGAGCUCUCGUACUUUCAAUAAUACCCGAAAGUUUCGGAAGGCCUCGACUAUUCAAGCCAUAUAUUCUCAAAGUCCGCAUCAUUGCCCAACUUUGACUAAGGACAUUGUAAUAUAGUGGCGCUUUUCAUGUCCACCGCGAG